Molecule: messenger RNA, 2112 nt
Organism: Torulaspora globosa
Lineage: Eukaryota; Fungi; Ascomycota; Saccharomycetes; Saccharomycetales; Saccharomycetaceae
Gene: RIM13
Product: Rim13p
Exons: 1
Coding region: 1-2112 (703 amino acids)
Source: RefSeq, a predicted model, not a curated record
AUGAAUCAUUGGCAGCUCCUCAAUGAUGUGCGAAAGUCUGUUUAUUGCAGCAGGAACGAUGAUUAUUCAAUAGAGCUGAAGGAAUUGGUUUCGCUGGCGUCGAAAAGUAAUGAUUCAGAGUUCAUAAAAUGUGUUCUAUUGCUACGAGAGGAUAUUACGAGUGCUAAUGCAAAAGUGAAACUACUCUGGUUGACUUCUCUUGUCGGUAAGAACUUCUAUGCUCCGUUGGACGUUGAUUUGGCGGGUCCGCUUCCAUGGAAUGGACCUCAUAUCCUGGAUACAAGGUCUGCUAGGCUGCAAUCCAAGUAUGCUAAAAGAUCUCCUCUACGUCCAGAAGAUACUCCGGAAUUGAGACAGUGCCAGGAUAUCAACAAUUGCUCCUUUGUGGCUUCGUUGAUCGGACUCAAGGUUCAUAAUGUGAGGCAGCCGAAGAUCAAACAGCUAUCGCCAGAUGUCUUCUCGGUCAAUUUGCAUUUCAAUGGGGCAAGUGACAGAGUGGUUACUGUGAGCACAUCUCAGAUCCCGACUGAUGGUCAGUCGAAUCAGUUGUCGAUACAUAGUGGGGAUUUGGCUGAUAAAGUGGUGGAAUUGGCAUACUUGCAGAUUACGGCAGGCUCAUAUGACACACAUGGAUCGAACUGUGCGAUCGACACGUUUAGACUGACUGGCUAUCUUCCUGAGGUAAAGGCGGCGAACAGGAUUGAUAUCAAGAGACUGAUCAAAUAUUUCCGAAGUGGUUUAUGCAUUAUUGCGCUUGGCACUGGCGCAGAUGCUUCAAUGCUCGUAGCGCCUUUGAUCACGGAUCAUGACUACGCUGUGGUGGCUGUAGACGAUGACAGGGAAUCUUUGACGAUACGGGAUCCUUUAAAUCCGGAGACCUGCGUCGAAGUUCGCCAAAAUGACUUAUGGAACCACUACGAACAAGUAUAUCUCAAUUGGUGUCAAACGAAGCUUUUCUACUACAAGACUUGCAUUCAUUUUUUCUACAAAGCUGAGUGCUGCAAUCGCUUCAACAGCAUUACCGAUAAACCACUAUUCAUUAUAAAGAACCGAUCGAAAUCGAAGCAACCAGUGCGUGUGCUGCUGGAAACAAACUUACGUGAAGAGGUCUCACCAGGGAAACGGAUAGCUUACUUGAAAGAAGUACCGAACGAUAUAUUAAGUAGCAUCCACGAUGAACCUACAGGUGCUUGUGACAUCGGAUUGCAGCUGCUGAAACUAGAACUGCUCCCUGGUCAAAGUGUCCGGCUGUUUUGCCAUUCCUCGCACAGCGAAUCCUUCACAACUCAUAUGUUUUACAACUCCGAACUUGUAAGCUUCAAUAGAGAAAUAAAGAGCGGAGAUUAUCGCAGUAUAAUAUUUGACGCACCAGACAAUGGAAUUUCGAACUCCUGUCAAUUCUACAGAAAUCCGAGUAUCAUGCUGAAAGUUAAAUCUCCGUUAAGCGAAGAAGUUCCGUUGAAUUUGCAGUUACUCUCAGAAUCGUCGAAGGAUAUGAUAAAUGCUCAGGUUUAUCACGCCAGCGAUCACAAAAUGUCAAGGCCCCUCAGAGAAGAGGCCAACUUCGAGCAACAGAAGCUCGAUAUCAGGUAUUUGCAUCUUAUAACCAAUACACCAUACAAGGUCGUGUGCUCUUCAUAUUCAAAAGCACUUUCGCAUAAGUUCAAACUAAAUGUAAAGCCAUCUUCGUCGGAAGAAUCCAUUUAUUCGGAAUGCAAACUAAAACAAGUUUAUUUUGAGUUUGGGGGCUUUCCUCACCACCUUGAGAAGCGAUUUGGAUGGCCAUCGAAUUCUAAUAGAAUAAGGAUACGGUUAACCAGCAAGAGCAACAACCUAUGCUUCAUAAGAAUCUCACCUAUGGCCUCCUCCCCGUCGCUUUCAAUACGCUGUAACAUUUUCGAUGAAGAAACUCACGGCCAACUUCACACAAUGACGCAAUAUGAAAAGCCGGGCCUUGGAGGGCUUGUCAUUGAUCAACUCAGCAUAGAUGAUUGCACUUCGAUAGUGCUACUAAUUGAGAAAGAUGAAGCACUAUUAAGCGGCAUACCUCUUCGACCUAUCGAAUGUGAGCUGCUGAUCGGAUCUCAAACCACCGUUAGCUUUAAUGAAUGA